AUGCGGAACUGGAGCGUCGCUCCCCCACACUACGUUGGGAACGCGCGCUUCGUCUGCAUCUGCGUCGACCGCUCGGCACAACGUAGAGCCAAAGAGUUCCAAGAUCUCUACUUUGACGGUGGAAAAGUAUUGAACACCUUCAUCGAUUGCAGGGAAGACUUUCCGACGUUCCAGGCGCAGCUCGGGUGCCAGGGCCUGAUCGUGCUGGACGCCAACGGGAUCUUCGCGACGUCCAAAUCCCCGCCGUUCCUCCAGUUCAGAGGUCAAGCCUUCGAGUACGUCGAGAAACUUCUGCGGCAACUAGCCAAGGAAGAGUCGCACUCGGUUGACAAGGAGGGAGGAUCGUUGGAAGCGCAGGCGCCGAUGAGACCCCCGCCCGCGGUUGCCUGCUGCGACGGCAGCUGUGCGCGGACGACUGAUGACACCGACGCCGUAGCACCGCAGUCGUACGAUCUGCCAUCGACCGGCCACGAUGCUAUGGACGCGGAGCACGCCGAGCUAACAGCCGCCAUGAUCGCUGCCACAAGCUUGAGCACCCUGGCGGCGGUCACGACGCUACGCGAUAUCUUCGCGGCACACGCCUCACACGAGGAGCGAUUGAUGCGCGACUCGUUGUUCGGAGAGUCGCACCACGCCGAGUUCUCGGUGGUGGAGUCUCACGCCAAGGACCACGCCGCCAUCUGCGACGCGGCAACGCAUGCGAUGAAAGAGGCUGACGUUGACGGAAUCGUGCAAAAGGCUUCGGUGCGUGCGCUGUGCGCGCGUAUUGUGGAACACGCGGAGAUGUACGAUGCCCUGUACGAAGGACGCCUGGCCGUGGCCAUGUAA
Messenger RNA from Micromonas commoda, 828 nucleotides. RefSeq lists its product with no specific name. The coding region runs from base 1 to 828 and encodes 275 amino acids. Lineage: Eukaryota; Viridiplantae; Chlorophyta; Mamiellophyceae; Mamiellales; Mamiellaceae. The transcript has a single exon. The record is from RefSeq and is a predicted model, not a curated record.